Colletotrichum godetiae is the source of this 956-nucleotide messenger RNA. RefSeq lists its product as uncharacterized. NCBI's taxonomy places the organism in Eukaryota, Fungi, Ascomycota, Sordariomycetes, Glomerellales, Glomerellaceae. Bases 203 to 787 code for a protein of 194 amino acids. The record is from RefSeq and is a predicted model, not a curated record. The transcript has a single exon.
ACCUCUAGGGUUGCGACUAUUAUCAUCCACGCAGGGUGACGUCUCACCGAGAACUAUUCUCGGUGUAAUCCUCCCAUCUACAUACACACUCGGAUACUCGCAAGGUGGGAAUACUGAAGCUUUCUGCUCGGACUGAUGUUAUUCUAGGGUCACCCGCAACAACGAAUCUCCGUCUCGCAAACCACCCCUCCAUCCCACUCACAUGGACACCCAUCCAUGUCCAUCCCGACCGACCAUUUCCUUACCUCAUGCACGCCGGGCCCCGGAAAAGCCAGACCAAUCGCGCUACCCUAUGACGAUAACCUCCCCUCCCCGGCCAUCAACUCAUCCCGUCCGCUUCCCGUCCGAGCCUCUGCGUUUCCACCCCCAGCCUCAGCCCAUUGCCGAAAGCCCGGAAAGAUGCGGGAUUGUGUCCAGCUUCCAUCCUUUGUCCGCCCAAAAUCGACUCUGCACGCCUUCAAAACGCCCCUCGACGAUAUUCUUGCCUCGGCACAAUCGUCCCCCCCAAGGCGCGAUACCUUCUUUCAUUGCCGGAAGAAUUACCCACGCUUCGGCUCAUCUCGUGUCUCUGAUAUCGUGCCUCUCCACUUCCAAGAACUCGCCUGUCCACCUUCCGGCGCAAGCACGAGCUCGAAUCUCGAAUCUCGGGUCCCAACCACGAGCUUGCAUAUGCCAUGUCAUGGCUUCGCGAUCUUUUCAACAACUGUCAACCAAUGAAUGGUGUCGAAUCUUGGAAUCUCUUCAAGCUCGUCUAAUCAGUUUUACCGCCGUCUUGACCAAUAUCUAGCACUCGUCAUCUUCGCCAGUGUUCUAUCCCGGGAAACGCUGGGCCACCUCGGCCAUCUCUCCGGCCUUGCCAUGUCCUCAUUAGCGCCAUCAAGUCAUGGGUAUGUAUCUGUUUGUCCUCCUCUUUCUCACUUCGCUAUAUACGAUCUCCCGCUCCAGAAUAGAGCACC